AGCUACUCUUUUACUCUUUUCUUUCUCCAUCUCUCACCCGUUUCUCUCAAACUCUAUGUACGAUAACCUAAUGGGAUUCUCCGGCAAGACUCACCACCACUUGGACAGCAAACUUGGCGAAACAACGGAAGGGAAGAAAUGGGUCAUCACCGAAAUCUCCUUACGUUCUUCUCCGAUGAAGCCGACGAUUAGCUUCCCUUCUUCUGACUUGGCCAACACGGAAGACGAAGGUCUCUUGUGUCCAAAGACUCCAACUGCGGCUUCCGUUAGAAUACCUAAGGUGUUCACGUGUCCUCCGGCGCCUAAGAAGCGGAAACUGUCGUUGAAGUUUAGCUACGGCGCCGGCGGCGGCUCUAAAAAGUUCUUCUCUCCACCGGAUCUUGAAACCGUCUUCAUACAAAGAACUACUUAACUCUGACUUCUGUAAUCUCUCUUCUUAAAAAGAUAAAAAGUUUCUUAAAAUUAGCCUUUUAUUCUUAAAGUGUUGCUUCGUUAUUUUCAUUUUUACACUGAGAUAUAAAAUUGUUAGGAGUCUGGACUCCGGAGGUUAUAGUGAGCUUUUGAUGUUCAUGUUUAACUUUUAUUCCAGUAAAAUUGAUUAAUACAUAAUUUAACUUUCUUGAUA
Messenger RNA from Capsella rubella, 625 nucleotides. Its product is annotated as cyclin-dependent protein kinase inhibitor SMR15. The transcript has a single exon. The record is from RefSeq and is a predicted model, not a curated record. Gene Ontology annotation, biological process: regulation of DNA endoreduplication. The coding region runs from base 56 to 412 and encodes 118 amino acids. Lineage: Eukaryota; Viridiplantae; Streptophyta; Magnoliopsida; Brassicales; Brassicaceae.